Bicyclus anynana (squinting bush brown) is the source of this 1882-nucleotide messenger RNA. RefSeq names its product fork head domain-containing protein FD4-like. Gene Ontology annotation, molecular function: RNA polymerase II cis-regulatory region sequence-specific DNA binding; DNA-binding transcription factor activity, RNA polymerase II-specific. Gene Ontology annotation, biological process: anatomical structure morphogenesis; cell differentiation; regulation of transcription by RNA polymerase II. The transcript has a single exon. Bases 124 to 867 code for a protein of 247 amino acids. NCBI's taxonomy places the organism in Eukaryota, Metazoa, Arthropoda, Insecta, Lepidoptera, Nymphalidae. The record is from RefSeq and is a predicted model, not a curated record.
CCGACCUCUCCGCGCCUCAGUUCUUUUUCACACCUCGUAUCGAAGUGACGUGAUCAGCCACCGUGCGCCUGUAGUUCCUCGGUUACUUCUGUCUGUUGUCGCUCGGUCGCCGGUGCAGCGACGAUGCCGCGUCCGUCGCGCGAAUCCUACGGGGAUCAAAAACCUCCCUACUCGUACAUAUCCCUCACCGCCAUGGCGAUUUGGAGUUCACCGGAGCGGAUGCUGCCCCUAUCGGAGAUCUACCGGUUCAUUAUGGACCGGUUCCCGUAUUACCGCCGAAACACUCAGCGCUGGCAGAACUCUUUGAGACACAAUUUGUCGUUCAACGAUUGCUUCGUCAAAGUGCCCCGUCGGCCGGACCGACCCGGAAAAGGCGCCUACUGGACUCUGCAUCCGCAAGCAUUCGACAUGUUCGAGAACGGCUCGCUGCUGCGUCGCCGGAAGAGAUUCAAGCUGCAGAAGGGAGAGAAGGAUAACUUGAAUGCGGAGUUAGCGGCGCUCGCGAGUUUCAACAGAGCUUUCCUGGCGCGGCAGGCCGGGGCGCCGCCGCCGCUGCCGAGUGCGGGCCUGUACACGCCUCCGAUGUGCGCGCAGAUGAGCCCGGAGCCGGCAGAGUUACCGGAGGUGGUGACGGUGUUGCCGCGGGAGAGGCCGCGACGAGCGUUCACAAUCGAGGCGCUGUUGGAGCCAGAGCCGCCGCGUGCGUCUCCGUCGCCACCGCCGCUGGGGCUGGCGAUGCCGGUGCCUCGCGUACAGUUCGUGCCGUCCUACGUGUUAGCGGCGCAGCGUUACCAGGCGGAGCUCCUCCAGGCGGCGGCGGCGCUGCGGCCCUGCUACCUGCCGCCGCCGCUGCUGCCCGUCGCGUGACAUCGAUCUCUCGUUAACUGCUCCGACAUUACGUGCAAUGCUAGGUUGUAAGUACAGAAUUUUAUAAGACUCUAAUGACAUUCCAGUCUUAAACUAUAGUUGUUUCAUUAAAUAAUUUAUUUGCUGAUUGAUAGCAGUCGUAUGUUUCAUCUAUAAAAUAUUUAAUGUGGAAGAAAAUGAAGUGUAUAGUAGUAAAAAUUUACUCGUAGCCUUCGUGUUGUAAAUAUAAUGGCGCGGCGACAGGCUGAGGCCUAAAGCGGCCGACGUAGCACGAGCGAGGUAACUCGUAACUGCUGAACGUGGACGUGUUAAUAUAAUUAGUGAUCUCACUUGUAGAUAUUUAUUAGUUAGUGUUAAUCUUUAAAUACUUCCUACAAACAAAUUGGAAAACAGAAGAGAAUUAUAGGCUCAUAGAAACUGAGGCAGUAAACGAAAAUUAAUAUGAGAUUAAUGUUUCACAAUCAAAUCACGGAUUAAGUAGAUACAAUUUACAGAAUUGUACAAGAUCAAACGAUUUAACAUUUGAUCUUAUCAAAUUCCUUAAUCAAUCAAUUAUCAAUUGCCUAAUUUCCUAAAAACAAUAAGUUAUCGUUAAAGUAGGUACUCAGUCGAUCCUAUGUAUUUUCCGUUGACUGCCUAAGUUUUAUCAAAAAAGCUCAUCGACAUAUAAUCAAGAUCAAGUUAUUACUUAUAACAUCAUUGAAAAAUGUAAACUAUCCAGCUUGCUUGUAGAUAUGUGUACUUUAAAAAGUAUUUAUUGAAUUCAAAAUGAAAACUUAAUAGAUUUUUAUGUUUUUAGUAUGGAACCUGUAAAUAAUAUUUCAAUGUUUGUAAAUCAUGUGUCACCUCGAAAGUUGUUAUUUAUUUUAGCUUGUUGUUACGCGAAUAGAUAGAAUAUAAUUAAUAGCUAUUAUAUAGAUAUAUUCAUUAUUGUAAAUAUUGUUUUCACUGUUAUUAUUUGAGCAGAUAGGUGGGUACAUAUCUACCUAUCCAUUAAAUACAUAAUGCUAAUUGA